AGUUGGAAAAAGGGGAGGGGGGUGGAGAGAGAGUGAGAGACUCGCCCCGUUCGGAGCUUAAUUAUCUCGCUUUGCUAACACGGCUAGCUUAGCAAGUGACACGACUUGAACUCGCCGUUUGUUGUUUACCACUGAGCUUGGACUCGUCUGGAGCCCUGCUGUGGUCUGUUUCACUGAAUAUAUUGUCUACGACUUCCUUUUUUUGUAUAGUAUCCAGAGAGACCUCUGUUAUGCAACGUUACAAGACCGGGGAGGAGUCUGGGGCGAAGGCAAGCAGUUUCAGCAAUGGUACAGCAGCAUGGCUAUGUCCUUUGUGCCAAAAAAGCCAAGAAGACCGAGGCUCCCUCUCGCAACACCUCACUGAACAACACAGCGUACUUCCAACGUGUGUUGACAAACUGUUAGACAUCUCUGUUUUGAAACAGGGGGUGAGGGAAGAAGUGGACGAAGGUGCGCUAAUAUCUUCAGUUGCAGUUUGUACACAAGAGAGAACAUCUAAAGACAUCUGCUCUGAACUCUGCGACCCUUCUUCGGAGGUUCCACUUCGACAUAAGGAGGAGAUGGAUGAAAACAGAGUGUUAGACCAGGAGGGUGGUGAAGCUGAACCAGAGCCAGAAGAUGGCAUCAUAGGAGGUGAACAAACUGCUGCAGAGUAUGAAGAAAGUAAAAAUGUUGGGCCUGCUGAAAAUAAUGCUUGGUUCAACUGCAAUGCCUGCCUGGAAACAUUUCCUAGCAGAACUGCCCUGGGUGUUCAUUACUACUCUGCAUCCCACAUUCAGAGAAUGACAACAAUACAGGGUCGGGAAAUUGACCCCCCUCCAUCUCCUUCCCCCUCUGUUCUUUCUCGGCCAUACGUAUCAAACAAACCCUACCAGUGUGGUAUAUGCCGAGUCUCCUACAAUCAUUCCAUCACCCUAGAGAGUCAUUUGAAAUCCGUCCUGCACCAGACGCGCAGCAGAAAUGCUGUGAACUCAUUUGCGCUUGGUAGUUGUGGAAGCAGCAAUUCCAGUCCUCCAAAUACCACAGUGAGCACUUCUAUAAGUGGAACUGGCGAGUUGGCGAUCACAACCAACUGUGCUACUCUGGGAAGCAUGAUGGUGACUACAGCAAGAAAUGCAGAGCACCUCCAAACAUCCCCAGUGGCUUCAGCUCAAGCAGUCUCGGCCUUUCUCACCCUCCUCACAUCCAGCCCGAGCACACUUUCGCACCCUCUCCUCCCCUCCCUGUUUGCAACCAGCCACCCUACUGGUUCUGAUCCAACUCAGAUUGUGCCUCAACCCCACAUGGUCAUGCCCUUGAUCUUGAAUGGGAUCCAAGCUCAGCAAACCCAGCAGUCUGGUGAGAACCAGCAAGGACAGCUCCUCACACAGUGUGUGCCAUUUGUAGGUCUCAAUACAGCACAGCAGGCCCUCUUGACCCAAAGACUUAGUUUGUUACAGAACCAGUGGCCUCCUGUUGCACUUCCGACUAAUACAGCGGAAAAUGUUAAGCAGGACAGUAUUGAAAAGCACUCAGAUCAGAUUGGAGAAAGGGAAAGCAUAAAAAGAGAUAAACCUGAUGAAGAGAGUUGCCCAAAUACAGAAAGCACAUUGCAAGUUGAAAGUAAUGAUGUUUGGAAAGUGCCUAACGAUAGCAGUACCAUGGCCCAUCAGAUGGAUGUGGAAAAUGAUAAAUCAGUAAGUACAGGUUUCUCCCCAAUUGUUAUGGAGAAGAGCCUCCAUAAUCUUUCAUCUCUAUCAAUGCCUAGCAACCCAAGCUACAGCCCUGUACAUUUGAAUCUCACUCUUAGCCCCGAUUCCACUCCCCAAAAAUCCCAAGCUGCAACAAGUCCUUGUGCAUCUAUUGGUACGUCCAAAUCAAGCCCAUUUUCAAGUGUUUUAAGCACCCAAUAUCGGCUACAUUGCAACACAAUGGGGUCCAUGUAUCCAGAAUCUCCAGUGUUGUCAGAGUUUCAGUCCGAGGUUCUUUGGGCUUUCUUUGAGUCCCGAAGUGAGGCUCAUGCUGCUAGUCCUCUCCGCGAGGACUGUGAGGCGCUGGGAAGAGAGGUAGGGCUUUCAGAAGAGGAAGUACGCAAGUGGCUUUGUCAAGCCAGAUAUGGCAAACGGAAAGAGAGAGACACAGAGCUCACACACCAACAGUGCUCAUCAGGAUUUGCAAAGACUACUCCAAGCAGUGACAAUGACUUUGAUGACGAUGAGAAUUCCUUGAUUAUAGCAGAAGAGGAAGAGGAUGCGGAUGUAUCAGGUAAUCAGGUGAUAGAUUUGUCCCGUACAAGACGUCUGCACAGACAGCGAGGUGUUGGGAGAGAGGGUCAGGGAGAUUCCUGUCUGACAUCUGAUUCAGAAAAUGAGGUGUAUACCUCUGUGAUUGUGACAGAUGAGGAAAGUCAGAAUGGAGGUUUUCGGGAGUCCCCAGAGAUCCCUGCUAGAGGUGAAGUGCAACUUGAAGUCCAUUGUGAUAAAGACUCAGUUGGAGGGAAGGUCUUGCGCUCCACGACAGUGUUUCUUUCUGAUGUGGAGGACGAAUAUGAAGAAGAGGAUGGUGGAGGAGUUCAGAGGUCUGUAAACAAAAAAAGGAAAGGAGAAUUUGAACAUGAGGUGGAGGUGAAAAAAGAGAGAAUGGAUCCUGAUGUGGAUCUCGAGUUGGAAGCCCAAGCGGAUCCCCCCAAUUCUCUGCCCUAUUCUCUUGACCAGGUUCCAAGUGGCGGUCUUCACUCACUCCCACUGUCUCUUGCCCCUUUUUCUGCACAAUUCCUCAGUCCUUAUGUCCUCUCACUCACACCAUCAUUAGUUGGUAGCAAAAUACCAGUCUUUUCAAAUCCGCCGUCCAUCACACGUUUCCCUUGUUCUCUUCUUUCCCAAUCACCAUCUUCCAUGAACCAAUCUUCUCAAUCCUUGUCCAAUGGCAGCAACUGUGAGACUGCACUGGACCUUAGUAUGGGAAAAAACAAUUCAUCCUCAUCUCUGGCCGACACAAUUUCAGCACAGAAAGGACAGUUACUUGAUGGACUUGGCCUGAGGCCCACCUCUCAAAGUCUGGUUGUUGUUCAGGUAAAACCUGAAUCUCAUACCACUAUGCCUUCUUCAUAUCGUCGUAUGGAUGUGGUCAACAGCAAUAACCUGACAAAGUCCAGUAUUUACACAAGGCCGGAUGAGAAAAUGAAUGUCACACUGUGUGAUAGCGACAAAGAGAGAGAGAAGGAAAAAGACCAACAGCAAAGAAAGGCAAAAGGCAAAAGGUAUCGUGAUAUGCGGCGUUCCAGGACCAUCAUUCAAGCUGAACAGCUUGACAUACUAUAUGGAUGCUAUUUCAAAGAUCCCAACCCUGGCAAACACGAAUUUGAGCAAAUCUCCGAGUGGGUUCAGCUUCCCAAAAAAGUUGUUCAGAUAUGGUUUCAGAACAUGCGAGCGAGGGAACGGAAAGGUGAGGUGCGCUUCAUCAGCGACGGCACCCUGGCAGCAGUUGGGAAACCGCUCAUAAAAUUCACUUGGCCGCUCUCCAAACCCAUUUUUUCCAACAAGCCCAUUCCAAACAAUACCGGCUGCAUCACAACUGCUCCAAUUGUGCGCACCCUUAUCAAGACUGAAAGCAAACACGUUGUGGUGAAAAAAAACACUCCUGUUCCAAUCAAACCCAAGGAAGUGGUUUCUGACAUCUCUGUGGGGAGCAGCAGUGCCUCUGCAAUGCCAAAGACCAAGCUUGAAACCACCAGCAGUGUCCCCAUGGUCAAAGUUGCAUCCAGCAUUGUCCCAACCAUUUUAACGUCUCCCAAGGAUCUUGUUCCCAUUGCCCCUCGACUGAAGCAGCAAAAAAAUGUAGACGACGAGAGUGAGGAGGACAAAACAGACGAGGAUAUAGAUGACGAGAAUGAGACCGCACCGAGGAUGACCAACCGCAUGGUACCCAAGCUUCCUACAACACCCAUCAAUAACAGGCCUCCUUCCACGACUGUGUUGCCCCAGAAACUGAAUGGCCUUAACUAUUGGACCCCGAAAGUCCCGAUCAGGAUCAACACUCUGUCACGAGAGGAACUUGCUCUUCCCGCUCAUGUGCCUCCCCGUACUAUCCCCCCUCCGCCUACCCCUAGCAUUGCACCAGUCAGCCCCAGCACCCCUAACUUGGCAAAGGUAGCCCGCUCAUCCACCCCUGUCCUGGGUAAAUCAAGUCCCACCGAAAACAGCUUUCUGGCCCACUCUUCCAGCCGUAGGCCACGCACGCAUUUGUCCUGCCUGCAGCUCUCCAUUCUGCAGUCCUGCUAUGAGACCUGUGCCCACCCUAAUGCCAUGGAGUGUGAGGCCAUUGGUGCUGAGCUUAACCUGCCCCUCAAAGUGGUACAGAUCUGGUUUCAAAACACCAGAGCUAAGGAGAAGCGCUGGAGGCUGCAGCAAGAGAAAAUGGGUUCUCAAGCCGGUGGUGGGAAGGUGUUCAUGACCUCAGGAAGUUACCUCCAGUACAAUGCUCUCAAAGCCAACCGUCCCAUCCUGCCCAAACCUGUUCAGCUCACGAUCACAGAGUCUCCUACUUCUCCCGCGACCGGUCAUGCGUCACCCAACGAGACCCUGACGGGCUGCUGUGAGGUCUGCAAGGUCUCCUUUGAAUCACGGGCAGCGGCAAGGGCCCAUGUCUUCUCGUCGCUUCACCUUGCCAAGCUGCGGACCACUAACUUUGGGCAGCCCACAGCGCUCAACAGGAACGAAACUGGCAACAGAGGGUCGGGCGGCGUCAACCUCAGUUUGCAGGUCUGUCAAUCGUCUUCUACUGGAACCGGCUCCAGUGCCAGUUCCGGAGGCAUAGUUGUUAUCGAGUUGCCUCCAUCCGCAGCCACCAGCAACAGUUAAAAAAGAAGAAAAAAAAAAACAGAUCAGAUCAGGAUUGGUCUGCACACUAACUAUUUGGACCCGUUUGGGCUCCUCCAAUUUUAAUAAACUCGUUUGAGCACUAUUUCUCACCUAACUUAAUUUUUGGUUUUGAAGUUGGCUUUUCCUCCCUUUCAUGCAAUAUCCCAUUUUCAACCUUUUUGAUGACUCAAAUGGAUAUGUUCGUCAAGUUCACAGUGAAUCCACACCAAACAGUUCUCAUGCUGCUGCUGAGUUCAUCAAUUUGCUGAGAGUGUUGGAUAAUACUUCAAGUCAUCUCACCUUUCACCCAAACAUAUUUAAUUUCAAUGAUCCUCUUACAAAACCCUAAAGGGACUCCGCUUUCCAGGCUUGAACUGAAGAGACUGAUACUGUUUCUCUGCCAUGUUGGAAUAACAUGAAAUACUCGCAGUAAUAACUCCCACUUUCCUCAUGUUGAAUAUUUUUUUUUGGGGGGGGGGUGCUUUCACCUCCAGGGCAAAUAUUGCUUGUGUAUUACAUGAAUGGACUGAACAAAUGUAACAUCUGUGUUAAGUCUCACUUUUAUUCUUUUGCUAAAGGAUGUGAUUUGAGGAGUGUUCAGUGUACAUAAUUUGGGAUAAAGUAGAGGUACUCUAGAACGAAUAGGGCUUUUAUACCCUACCCCCCUAUCCCAUGUUUAUAGUUUUCAUGACAAUCCAGACAAAACAGGUUAUAUAAAUAGCGAGGAAUCUUGGCAUACCGCACUUUGACACAUAUUACAUUGAAAUGUUUUUAAGCAUUCUGAUGAGAGUGUCUUUUUAUGGAAAGAUGCAUUCAUGCAUGUUGGAUGCCUUAAUAUAAAUUGUGGUUUUUAUGGGUUUUUUUUCUUGAUAGUCUCUUCAGUCACACUUUAGGUGUAAGCAUAAUAUUGUUCAAGAAACUUACAGGGAUGAAAGUGAAAUCAAUUGCUGUUCCCAAUUUUUAAUGCACAGGUGUGGUGGAGUUUUGUGAAUGUCAUUCUUUUGCUCUCACGUGAGUAGACCCUGCCUGUUAAAUCGUAACCAGCUUUUUCUCGGCCAAGGAAAUAGUCUGAUCCUGUGUUGGUGCCAAAAAAAAUGAUCCUGUGGGUUUAUAUUCCCCGCCCUAAUGAAAUAUACAACCACUACUCACAAAAAGGUUACGAUAGUCGUAUCAGUUGAAAUUUCAGGACUAUAACCUUUUCCAGGUGAUCUUUUGACCUUUUCUGAACUUUUGAUCACGUCAAACUAUUAGCAUUUUAGAACUUUUUUGACAACUUGCCGUUUUCUAACAAGGACCUGAACAAGGUAUGUGUGAUCUAGGAACUGACUAAUACAUUUCCUGAUUUAAUUAGAUUUGGUAUUUAAACAAUAGUCUUCAUUGUGCUAAUAACAUGUUGACAUCAGGAGACCAACAUCACAUGAACGCAUAGUAACCUGCACAGUGCAUUUCACCAAAAGUCCGUUGUUCUCAGUUCUACAAAACACGAUUAUGUGGAUAGGUGCUACAUGCAUACUCGUGUUGUUUUUAAUAUAUAUACAGUAUAUUUCCUUCUUAAAAAUAAUUUGACGUUUACAGACAGUAAACAGACAGCAAACGCACAACACACAUUCAUACGUUUGUAUCCUAAACUGUCGAAAAGCCUGUCACUGGCGGCCGAUUUCGAUCGGCGGCCGGGUUGGAUGGACCUAUCAAACACCGUUAGUCUUGUAAUAUAAAACACAGCAAACAACACAUACAUGUAAAAAUAGCGAUGGGAGGAUAUGGUCAAAGUGCAAUACUAGGCUUAAACUUACCACUUAUGAAGUGAUCGCUGCACACACGACUUGAAACUGUGGGACGAGUGAGAUCUCCGCGCGAGAUAUUACUGAGCCACUUCGCUUCCCGUUUGCUCAACAUUUCUUCUGUUUGGGGUCGUUUUCUAACAAGGACCUGAACAAGGUAUGUGUGAUCUAGGAACUGGCAAAUACAUUUCCUGAUUUAAUUAGAUUUGGUAUUUAAACAAUAGUCUUCAUUGUGCUAAUAACAUGUUGACAUCAGGAGACCAACAUCACAUGAACACUACCUUGCCACUGUGAGGGUUCAAACAAGAUAUUCUCAGAGGGAAGUGGCCACUGAUUCUCAGACUGUCAAAGAAUGUCAUCAACAGCUUUUAACACAUUGAGAGACUGGAAGAGUCACUGAAAGUAAUAGAAGCAGACAUCCUUGAAAUUUCAUGGCUCAAACGCCUCAGGUAAAUUUUACUUUUCAGCACCUUGUUAGCGAACACCAGGUUCUGCAAACAUUUUUGAAAGUGAACAGUUUGUGACAUUUACCUUCAAGUUAAGAAAAGGUAAAAUAAACUUCAGUUGUAAAAGUUAUUCUGCAUUUUAGGUCAAUCUAGAAAUUUAAUCCAAAAAUCCCACAAUACGUUACUUUUUGUGAGUAGUGUUCAUCUCAUUUUAAACUAAGAUGGCUUCAAAAUGUAAACGCUUAUUGAAUAAAUGUAUUAAGCAUUUGUUAGCACGAAAGAUCCCACUGACUAGCUUGGCAAGCUAGAUGGUUAUUCAGUUUUUCCCCACCAACGCUUUAGUUACUAAUGCUGGUAAUGCCCGUGCCGUGAAAUGCGACGUUAUAGGUGCAAACCAAACAAGGGAGGAAAUUGGCUUUCGCAAAUAUCCUGAAGGCCACUUGUGUAUACUUCAUUCCAGCGAUGUAUUCUGUUGACUGAGAACUAAUCAGAUGGUGCUGUGUUAAAGGACACACAACUCACUAAAGAGCUUUUUCCUUCCAUUUGAAUUUGUAUAUUGUUACUAUGGUUAGUUUUAACUAAAUUGCAAAACUAAAAUGUUUUUGUACAAGAUAUGUGAUAUUCCAAAGUAAUUUUUUUGGGGGGAGGGGGGUGAGGGGCUUUCAGUCAAUUAAAAAUAUAACCAAAAAGCAAUCAAGAGGUGUUCACAAAUGCAAACUAUAAAGGACAUCCCACAGCUUCACUCUUGCACUAGUCCACUAUAUUUGCACAAGCUACAGACAUUUCAAAAAUGGACAUAGCCAUGGAUGCAAUGUGAUAAGUGACUUGGCGUGUCUUGAAACAAAAAGGGUGGCAGUGUUCCUUAUAACUUUUAAAAAAAAAUGUUUGUCUGGGAAUCAUCUUUUAUGUGAAUCAAGGAUCUGAGUGCUCGGAUGUCAAGACUGGGAUAUACACAGACAAACAAAUGUGGAGUUGCACUGUCCAAAUGAAAUAGGUUUUUAAGGAGAUAUGCUUUUAUUAUCUUACAUUUCAUCAUCAAUUUGAUUAUCACUUGUUAUAACUGUACUACUACUUAUUCAAUUUACCAUUACUACUCAUGCUGUUUUUAUUAUUCAAUUUUGUUUUCAUGCCACCUCUAUGCUCAGACUGAGUAUGGUAUUCCUCUGAAUAUUGAUCAAUAAUAGUGGCAGUGUUAUAUAUUGUUAAACCUAUAAUUAGUCCCCCCCCUUACUCUACUUUUUUUUGUCUCCAUUAUGCUUUAUUUGAGCUACAGAAAAAUAAAAUCUGUUGAACAUGGAAA
Molecule: messenger RNA, 8365 nt
Organism: Syngnathoides biaculeatus (alligator pipefish)
Lineage: Eukaryota; Metazoa; Chordata; Actinopteri; Syngnathiformes; Syngnathidae
Gene: zfhx2
Product: zinc finger homeobox 2
Exons: 5
Coding region: 231-4838 (1535 amino acids)
Biological process (GO): regulation of transcription by RNA polymerase II; regulation of neuron differentiation; brain development
Cellular component (GO): nucleus
Molecular function (GO): DNA-binding transcription factor activity, RNA polymerase II-specific; RNA polymerase II cis-regulatory region sequence-specific DNA binding
Source: RefSeq, a predicted model, not a curated record